GGUUUUAGGUCUGUGAAGACAAAGAUGGCGUCAUGGUGCCGCGCAUGCGCGUGCCAUCGACUCGUCCCGGCCAGCCAGUCUCGUGUGACAGUCGUUCGGUGAUGUCCGCGGUCGAAUGGGCGGCGCGGGUUGGGCGCGCGGCGAAGCGCGCGUUGCCGAUGAUUCAGAUUUCGAAACAUUGAAAAGUCUUUUGGCCUCGGAAGAAGGUUGGACCUUGGAAUAUGAGAAGGACGGCGUCAAAGUGUGGGCCGAGAAUGCUGCCCACGGCGCUCUGCGUACAGUCAAGGUGGUUGCGGAGUUCGAGGACGUGGAGCCAGACGCGCUGUACGACGUGCUGCAUGACCCCGAGUACCGCUCUGUUUGGGACACGCACAUGCUCGCUGCAGAGGAUGCGGGACACAUCAACGUCAAUAACGACGUCGGAUACUACGCCAUGUCAUGCCCGGCGCCCCUCAAAAACCGCGACUUCGUGCUGCAGCGUUCCUGGCUGGACACGGGAGAUGAGAAGAUGAUUCUCAACCACUCCAUCUUCCACAAGGAUUACCCACCGAGGAAAGGAUUUGUUAGAGCGUUGUCUCUUCUUACUGGAUUCGUGGUUCGGACAAGAUCAGGGGCUGGCAGCUGGCUGGGCUAUGUCUCAAGAUCCGACCCUCGUGGGGCAUUACCGGCGUGGCUGGUUAACAGGGUGACAGCUCAACUAGCACCUCGACUAGUAAACCAACUCCACGCAGCAGCGCGUCGCUACCCUGGCUGGAAGGCACUCACAGACUUGCCCUACCACAAGCCAUGGAGGCACCCGGAACAAGUCCCGCCGAACAGGAUCUCUUUAGCUGAUUGUGUAGAUCCUGACGCACCACCUCCACCGGUAGACCCAAAACCAGACACGUCGAAAACAAAACUUGAAGUGCCCCAACCGAGGGAGAUAGAGAGCCACAGCAUUGAAGACCUUGGCGACAUAUCAUCAGAAUUUAGCGUCGAAGUAGAAGAGGACAUACCAGACCCACAAGACCUUAAGAAGAAAGGGAAAUUCUACAGGCUCGUCAAGUCUAUGAAGAAUAGACGGAAGAGUGUUCAGGUUGCAAAGAGCGCUGAUAAUUUAAUGGAUGGUAAGCCAGAGGAGAAACCGGAGAAGAAAAAGACCUUCAAGUUCCAUAGAAGAUUCAGCUUGAGUAGGAGGGAGGAUUGAGCUUAAAAGUGUUGUGAAUAUGGUUAUUGUUAAAGAUAACGCGUGUUACGAUUGUUUUGAUUCGCAUGUGAAUGUUUCAAAUGAUCCACGAACAUCAUGUUACAACAUUUCUUAUCUAUAUCACAAACUCGACAAAUGGCUUUUGCUUUUACCCAAUAUUACAAGUUCAGCAAAUUCUUUACACCAAAUAUGAUUUAAACAAAUAGUUUAUCACUAUCGUUUUAAACCCAACAACGUUUAUAUACGUUUUGCGAUGAUUGUUAUGGGUACUUUACGAAUGAAGUUUUUAUACGUAUAGUCCUGCUAACCUGGAGUUAAAGAAAUGUAUUAUUGUUAUUGCUAAAGUAAUUAUCAUAUAUUGGCAAAUCUGAUUAUAGGUAUACUUAUAUCAGUGUUUAUUGAAGUUAUGACUUUAGUACAAAAGUAGACUUAUAUAUUAUGUUUUUUAAAGGUGUGACGGAGUGUAGCAUAUUCAAUUGGUUAAACUGUACAUCCGGUUCCAACAGGCCGGCAUAAUUGUGCCGUCUGGCAAGGGGUGAUCAUCUCUCGUCAGGCGACAUUCUAUUGGUCCCCGUUCCAUUUACUAUUAGGUGCAGUGGGAUCGGUAUGCCGUGCACGUAUGAAAAAAUUAGAUAAACAACAUUUCUUAAAUAACUUAUUUUUAUGUAGUGAUUCAAACAGUAGUUUUAUUUAUGAGAGAGAUCGUUAGAGAGGUAAAAGUAUAGAAUAAAAUAAAUGUAAGUUGUUGGUGCAUCUAUUGUUAUUACUGUAGCAGUUUUUUUUUACUUUGAGCAUUUCUACAUUAAGCAAUGCGUACUGUUCAAACCUGUUUGAAUAAUGUUAAAAAUGUAUUAUAAAGCCGAACACACAAACAGAGCGACAUUCGAAAUAUUUUAUAUAUUGCACAGCAGGUCUUCCGACAAUUUUUAGCAGUUAACAAUGUUUCAUUAAAUUAUAUAUUAAAAUCGAUGAAUUGUACAUUUUACGAAUACAAUGCCUCGAUAUUAAUAUAAUUAUAAAUACGCUUCUAUUGGUAAAUUUUGCAAUAAAGCUACAGUUAAUUUCCCUUUAAGAUGACUUUACAGUUACUACAAAUUAAUGUAGGUACCUAUUUCAUUGUAAUCGUAAAAUAUACUUAGCAUAAAAAUAGUGUAUAACUUUGAAAAUUAUAGUCAAAUCAUUUAUAUUCGGGGUUUCAUGUUGAACGUUACGUCAUUUCUGCGGUAUCCAAAAUAUAAAAAAACGAACGCAUUUUAAAUCUAAACCAAGAUUAUUUACAAACAAAGUCAGACAAUGGUAGUGUAAAAAGGUAAUAGCUUACAAGAAACGGUGCGAAAAUCACGUAAUUCUAAACAUUACAAAAGAUUUUUUUCUGUCCACUGAAAUGAUUCCGGCUUACAUGAAAAGAUUUUGUUUAAUAAAAAUGCCUGUUUUUGUACUGUGAUAGGCGAAGUUUUUUUGCCGUCAGGUUCAAGGUUACUCAAAUCAUUGCAUUGUUUGCGGUCUACGAAAACGAUACGCUUUGAAAAAAUUGUGACUGUAUGAUACAAUCUCAUACUUUUCAUGUUUAUAGAACAUGUAGAAAUGUUGAACACAAAUUUAAAAUUAGUCAAUCUUUAAAAUAAAUCUUUGAUCUUUUAAUAUUAGUUUUUAUAUGUUGCCUACAUUUCGGCAAAUAUAUAACGUUAAUCUUUAUACUAAUAAGGUUACGAGCCCUAUUCCGUAUACGGGGCAAAUCCGCCUCUUUGCAAUUCCGGGCGUUCUAAUCGAAGGACAGCUUUGAUAACUAUAUAGAUAGAAGCUCUGAAAAAUUCCCGAUUUAUCUAAACCAUCUAUGAAAGAAUUGCAAACAGACGGAUUUGCCCCCGUAGACGGAAUAGGCCCUCCUGGCCUUAUAUCGUUUUCUUUGCUAUACCUACACAAUACGCAUUUUCCUUAAAAUCUCGACUACGUUUACAGUGUGUGCCUUUACUCUUUAUCUGUAUUCUAAUUCUCUGUAAACAUGUUUACUUCGUUUAGUGUUUAUAAUGUUUUGUAUGUCGUAGCAAGAUUUAUUACUAAAAAGUACAGUUUGCGAAAUACCCAAGUUACUGUUAAAUCAUAAAUUUUCCAACUAGAAACACAAUAAUCCUAGGAUUUUUUUAACAUGUCAAUACGUGUGUUAGCCUGGCAAGGGCUGGCUUAUAAAGAUACACCGGACUUUUGGAUGAGCGCUGUAGGCACUCGUAGCCCUUGAAAAUUAAGCGACCUGAGGGGAACCGGCUAACAAGUUACGCACCGCGGCUUAGUACCUUCAUUGGGGGAGGAUGAGCCAUCAACGAUUAUGAAUUCUAGGAUUAUACAUAUCAUUGUAAUAUAAACAUACUUUCUAAAUAUUAUGUAAUAUAAUCGAAAUUAUUUAAACAUACUUGACCAUAAUGAAAGUAUUUGCCAAUCCAUCUACGGCUUAACAAAACUUAUAAAUAAAACAUGCUACAUGCACGAAAUCUUCAACAUGUUUAAAUGUAUUAUAUUUUAAUUGAGAAUUCGUUCCACGUUAUUAACAAACGCUAUAGUGAUAGUUUUAAAAAAAAAAUACGACAUAUUACCUAGUCAGCCACAAAUGUAGCUGAAUAAAAUCAUAAUAUCAAAUCGCGUAUACAUAAUAAUAUGUAAUAUGUAAGUUUAUAUGAAGUAAAAUUUUCAUGAUCAUUAAUAAAGGGCAUCCGUUUUAUUUUAUUUUUGUUAAAAGCACAAAAGUGUAGAGACAUUUUGAAGUAUUAAAUAUAUUCAGCUGCUUAUGUGAUUGACUGUACUUUGGAAAUACGAAAAUUGCUGAGAUGCCAGUUUAAUAAUGUUGAUAUAUUAGACAAUUAAAUUAAAUCAUUUACCGUCAUUUUCAUAAACGAUCCCCAUCGCUUUCUCGAUCCAUCUCAGAAUGGACCAAUCAGAACAAAGUUUUUUGUGACAGACUUACAGUUGAGUUAUUUUAAUUGGUUCAUUCUCGGAAUCGGAUUGAGAUUGGGAUCGCUUAUUGAAAUAGACGUUAGUAAUUUUUUUUGUUACAUGUAUUUUUUAUUUUACACAGAUAUAGUUUAUAUGAAGUCCAUUUAUCGACUCACUUACCUACCCAAAAUAAUGGUGGUUGUUUCCGUUCAAUAUCGUGCUAAUUUUUACAAAAAAAGUUGAACACCACGAUUAUUCUACAGUAAUAUUAUUUUUUGUCAUUUUAUCCAAAACAUCGGUUUAAAUAAUUUGAUGUUAAAUGUGUUAUUGCUUAAUAAAAUCGUCUAUAUCGAUAAAUAUAUCAAGUCUUAUAACCAUUUAUUAUACGUAUUUACGACACAUUGUAAUCUUAACUUCUCUUAUAUAAUUUUAAAAAGAUUUUAUUAAAUUUCUAUGAAGUAUUUACGUGCUCAAUUUUGUGUAGUCAUUUCGUCUUAACUUUAGAAUACUAUUUAAUUGUACUAUAUAAGUACUAUACACAUUUAUUACUAUGAUUAUUUACCGCUGUUACUGAACUAUAUAUAUUUUAUAAUAACCAAAUAUUUAUUCAGCUUGAAUUUUGUGUACAUUAAGUCGAAUCUUAAUACAGUUGAACACUUUAUUAUCGUUAUCCUAAAUUUUAAAGGAUAUCUUUGAUACUGACAGCCUCGUUGGCGUUGUUGUAUUACGGUGCGACUGUAGUGGAGGUGUCGGGUUCGAUCCCCGGGUCUGGCAAAAUGAUAUUAGGUUUAUCUACCCAGUAUUAACCUGGAGUCUAGAAAUUGCGCCCCAUAUAGCGAUAGCCUCGUCCCUUAUCACAUCAUGGGACGGAAUAUGCGGAGCGAAAAUUGGCAGCACCAGUUGCGCGUCUGUCUACCCCUUCUGGGAUGAAAGGCGUGAAUGUGUGUAUUUUCUGUACGCUCUAAAUAUUAUAUACUAUAGUAUAAGGGCGGUCUAGAGGUACGGAGGCGUGGAGAUAGCUUUCUGCAAUCGUUAACGCUAACGGAUUUUGUAUCCAUACGGAUACCAUAUCUUAUCGAUAAAUCUAUCGGGUGGAUAUAAUAAUGUCAGCGUUAAAGAUUGCAGAAAGGCAUAUUGGGUGCGACUCCCAGUAACAUGUUAUAAAGGUACAAUUUUGUUAUAAGAAAUAUUAUUAAGUACCAACUUUUCUUUUCUAAUUGUCAGAGGUACAGCUGGAAUAAUUGAAAACAUUCAAAUCAUCAUACCUGGUUCACGUUUCUAUAAUUACCACGGUAUUAACUGAUGGUAAUACUUUACCUUUAUGCAACUAUUUGCCUUAUUAUGUAAGCCUGUUCGACACGAGUAAACAGUAGAGUCAACUACUACUGUAUCAGUUUCAAGUAAUCUACCAAGUUUAAUAAAUUUAAUUCACUUUUCUCUACCAGAUCUGUUUACAUUGGUAUAGUUAGCAGUGUCAGUACUCUACUGUCCUAUGCUAUUAGUCUACUCAUGUACAAGAAGUUUAAUGAUAAAAAGGCCGUCGAUUUUUUUACACGAUUUAUAAUUCUGCGACAUUUGUUCACUUAGCGGUCCAUAUAAAAAAUAACUGUUAAACAAAACAAUAAACUAGAUAACGUGAUGUAGUGUAUUUAUAUUUACAUCUUCAUAAUGUAAUAUAUUAUUUCGCACUUUCUUCAGAGGGGAGUACACGAAUGUGCCGUCUAAUGACGCAUGUUGCAACAAUAAAAAAAAAUAACGCCUGACACAAAAACUGUAAAAAGUAAUAAACAAAACGUGUUUGUCCUAUAUAUACAUAUAUUUAGUACUAGCUUUUGGACGCUGCUUCGCCCGCGUGAAGGAGUUUUCCGGGACAAAAGUCCCACUAAAAAAGUAUGGUAAGGUUUGUCUAACUGCAACGGUUUAGGCAGCGUACGCCAAGAUAGCAAUUAUUUUCCGACUUACUUGAUAUGUAUCGUUAUAUUAUAACUAAAUUGCACAAAAUCACUAUAAAUUAUAACCUAUGUGUUAUUCUGAUUUAUAACCAAUAUUACUGUAAAGUUUCAUCCAAAUCCGUUCAGUAGUUUUUUCGUGGAAGAGAAAUAAACAUACAUACAUCCAUCCUCACAAACUUUCGCAUUUAUAAUAUAAUUAGGAUUGUAUCUACUAAUAUUUUGAGCCAAAUGUCCUCGCGUCGGGGGACCGGUAAAGAAAUAUUGUUAUCGCACCGAUCAGGGUUCGGUGACAAAUAGACACAUAGAUAAACUUUUAAUACCUCUCUUUUACCAGGACUUAAUACGAAUAAUACCAAAAAAAAAAAAAUAUAAACUUCAGUUAUUAUACAAUUAUCUAACCUUAACUCAGUUGGAAUGUAUUUAGUAUAACUUAUUGGUACUGUAUUAACAACAAAAUAAUAUGUGAAAUGAUUUAUAAAUAGAAUGAUAAAUGAUUGAAGGCCAAAGAGAACCACCAAGAACCCAGUUAUCAUUACCUAAUUAUUACAUAUGAUGAUUGAUAAACAGUAGCUUUAAAAAGUUUUCUAUUACUAUUUUCUUAAUAUAAAACCAGGACACAUUUUUUCACCAGGAUGAUACAAUUUAUUCUCGAAAUGUACCAAUAAGGUCAUUGCGAGAAAAAAAUAUUAGACAACUGGCUUUCUUACACUGUCUUGAAAUAAGAGGACUUCAUAAAACCGCGCACGUGUACUCUUACCUCUAAACAAAUAUAGGAUAUAUGUCAUGAGCUGUGUGAGCGAUGUUUAUAGGCAAUGUUAAUGUUCAAUUUGUUGAGCCAACUAGCGUUGUAUAGAUAAUAAUUAUAAUAAAGUACAAUGUAACGGCUGCGCGUGAGUUUUAUUUCUCACAUUCAUUUUCAGGAUUAUUGGAAGGAUUGGCCUUGGUCGCGUUAUUGUGUCACGGGAAAAAUGCCUUGCUAAAGUCUUCAUUUCGA
Molecule: messenger RNA, 7057 nt
Organism: Manduca sexta (tobacco hornworm)
Lineage: Eukaryota; Metazoa; Arthropoda; Insecta; Lepidoptera; Sphingidae
Product: START domain-containing protein 10-like
Exons: 6
Coding region: 116-1186 (356 amino acids)
Molecular function (GO): lipid binding
Source: RefSeq, a predicted model, not a curated record